Molecule: messenger RNA, 1321 nt
Organism: Cuscuta campestris
Lineage: Eukaryota; Viridiplantae; Streptophyta; Magnoliopsida; Solanales; Convolvulaceae
Source: the annotation of a GenBank genome assembly
CUCGAUCGCUGGUCUGAUUCUGAAAACUAUGCUCAUGCCACAUGGCCGUUCAAAGCACUUAGGGGCUGUUUGUUUCAGCCUCUUAAUGGUUCAGAUGUCUGAAUGGUUCAGCACUUAAUGGUUCAGACUGUUUGUUUCAGCCUCUUAAUGGUUCAGAUGUCUGAAUGGUUAAGAGAUUUGCCUCUGAAUGGUUAAGUAUUAUACAGAGUCUGAAUGGUUAAGACCUCUUAUCUGAAUUGAUCAGACAUUUACCUCUGAAUAGUUAAGCAAUAUACUAGCUCUUAAUGUCUCUCUUUUUCUACUUCCGUCGGUCCACGUUUCUCCCCUCCCCUCUCCGUUUCUUCAGGCAACCGCCAAACCCCCCGCCGCGCUCAUUAUAGAUUCACCUAGAGCCGGAGAUCUCUCGUGCACGAGGUAUGUCCCACGACAAAGUUAACCCGACGUCCAAGCCCGAUGCCGGCGGCGGUGUAACCCCAAAACCUCAACCCUACAGCGCCGCGCGCCCAGUGUACCGCCCGCAACCCCCACCCCGCCGCCACAAGCGCGGCUGCUGCUGCCGCUGCUGUCUCUGGACCACCUUCCUCAUCGCCGUGCUCCUUCUUCUCGCCGCCAUCGCCGCCGCAGCGUUUUGGGUCCUGUACCGCCCCCAACGCCCCACGUUUGCCGUGAACUCGCUCCGCCUCUCGCAGUUCAACCUCACCUCCACCGCGCUCUCCUCGAAGCUCGAGAUCUCGAUUUCGGCCCGUAAUCCCAACAAAAAGGUCGUCUACGUCUACGAUCCGGUCGCAAUUUCCGCAUUCUCCGACGAAGUAGAUCUCGGAUCUGGAUCUAUUCGGGAAUUCGAACACGGCACCAAAAAUACUACAGUUCUGAAAUCCACCAUCGCCAGAUCCAGGAAGACGCUCGACGCCGGAGAUAUAAAAAAGUUGAAGUCGAAGAAGAGCCUUCCGGUGACGAUAAGGUUGGAUACUAAGGUCAGAGUGAAGGUCGGAAGCCUGAAAACUAACAAAGUCGGCGUCAGAGUCACCUGCGGCGGCAUCCGCGUGAGUGUCCCAUCCGGGAGGUCGCCGGCGAAAGCCACCGCCCCGGACGUGAAUUGCCAGGCCAAUGUCCGUGUGAAGAUCUGGAAAUGGACUUUCUAGGAAAAGGGGGAAGAAGGACGAGUUUGUCAUUUACAUUGUUUUUUAGGAAAAAGAAAAUAGAGAAAAAGUAUUGUCAAAUUAAAUAGUUGGUGAGAUAAUAUUCUUAUACGUAUGAAAUAUUUUGGUUGUGUACCUAAUUUACACACUUAUUAUUGUGAGUAUAAAUUCUUUUGUUAUUG